Molecule: messenger RNA, 204 nt
Organism: Gongylonema pulchrum
Lineage: Eukaryota; Metazoa; Nematoda; Chromadorea; Rhabditida; Gongylonematidae
Source: the annotation of a GenBank genome assembly
CUGUUCAAAAAAUUCACAUUACAGCACUUUCAGGUCCAUCGAUUGGAAAAAAUAUAUAACCUAACACAUCUGCUAUUGGUAUUCUGGAUACCAACAACAAUUGUUGCAUUUUCUUAUAUGUUUGUUAUCUGUAAGCUUAAUUCGAUGAAGCGGAGAAAUCGACGUGGUUGGUGCUUCAGACAGUCGCAGACUUUUUUUUUUUAA